Molecule: messenger RNA, 2389 nt
Organism: Malania oleifera
Lineage: Eukaryota; Viridiplantae; Streptophyta; Magnoliopsida; Santalales; Ximeniaceae
Product: monocopper oxidase-like protein SKU5
Exons: 9
Coding region: 144-2036 (630 amino acids)
Molecular function (GO): oxidoreductase activity; copper ion binding
Source: RefSeq, a predicted model, not a curated record
AGCUGGGGUGGCUCCGAAUAUUCACAAAUGCAAAUGGGGUCUAGCUCAGAGGACCAUUGGGACCAAGCUGUCAGCACAAGCCUCCACUGUACAACUCCAUGCUCGUCUUCUUCCCAUGAUCCGCGUGGUGGUCACCGACACUCAUGAAGCGGGAAUUUCCACACAAGCACUGUCGCCGUGAAACUCAGAGAAAGAGUAGCCGUAAGAGUGAAGAAAAAUUGCAACAAUUUGCAGGGAGGGAUCCAAUGUGCUCCAGCUUUCUACACUUUUGCCUUCGCCAUUUUUUCUGCUUCUUUCUUCUCUACUCGCCAAUUGGUGCUUUUGCUGCUGACCCUUUCGUUUUCUAUGACUGGAGGGUCUCGUACAUCACUGCCUCACCACUGGGCAUCAGUCAACAGGUGAUUGGAAUUAACAAUCAGUUUCCAGGACCAAUUCUCAAUGUCACUACAAAUUGGAAUGUUUUUAUCAACGUCAAGAAUGAUCUCGAUGAGCCGUUGCUCCUCACAUGGAAUGGUAUACAACACAGAAAAAACUCUUGGCAGGAUGGUGUCUCAGGGACAAAUUGUCCCAUACCUCCUGGGUGGAACUGGACAUAUAUAUUUCAAGUUAAAGAUCAGAUAGGGAGUUUCUUCUACUUCCCUUCCCUGGGCUUCCAUAGAGCUGCAGGAGGAUAUGGGGGAAUUACUGUAAACAACAGAGAUGUUAUUCCAUUACCAUUUGGGACACCAGAUGGAGAUAUUACCAUUUUCAUUAGUGACUGGUACACGAAAAGUCAUAAGGAACUUAGGAAUGAUAUUGAAAAUGGACGUGAUCUUGGAGUACCUGAUGGAAUCCUAAUUAAUGGACUAGGUCCAUACCGCUAUGACAAUGCACUUGUUCCUGAUGAUAUUGCCUACCUGACAGUAAAUGUUGAACAAGGAAAAACUUACCGUCUCCGGGUACACAAUGUCGGCAUCUCAACUAGCUUAAAUUUCAGAAUCCAAAAUCAUAUCUUAAUUCUUGUUGAAACUGAAGGUUCAUACACGGUUCAGCAGAACUAUACAAACAUGGAUAUUCAUGUGGGCCAGUCAUACUCAUUCUUAGUUACCAUGGAUCAAAAUGCUAGCAGUGAUUACUAUAUUGUGGCCAGUGCUCGGUUUUUCAAUUCAUCUGCUUGGGCAAAAGCUACAGGAGUUGCUAUGUUGCACUACUCAAAUUCUCAGGGACGUGCUUUUGGUCCGCUUCCAGAUCCUCCUAAUGAAUACGAUACAUACUUCUCGAUGAAUCAAGCACGAUCCAUAAGAUGGAAUGUCUCUGCCAGUGCUGCUCGUCCAAACCCACAAGGAUCUUUUAAAUAUGGUCAGAUUGAUGUCACUGAUGUAUAUGUGAUCCUUAGCAGACCUGCAGAGCUUAUUGAUGGGAAGUGGCGAUCCACAUUUAAUGGUAUUUCAUAUUUAGCUCCUUCAACACCACUGAAGCUUGCCCAACAAUUUAACAUCCCUGGGGUUUUUAAGCUAGAUUUUCCAAAUAGGCUAAUGAACAGACUUGCAAAAGUUGACACAUCUAUAAUUAAUGCUACUUACAAAGGUUUUAUGGAAAUCAUAUUCCAAAAUAAUGAUACCACAGUUCAGAGUUACCAUAUGGAUGGUUAUGCAUUCUUUGUUGUGGGUAUGGAUUAUGGGGUGUGGACGGAGGACAGCAGAAGCAUUUACAACAAGUGGGAUGGCGUUGCUCGUAGCACUACACAGGUAUUUCCUGGAGCUUGGACGGCAAUUUUAGUUUCUCUUGACAAUGUUGGAAUUUGGAACCUCCGUGCAGAGAAUCUCAACUCCUGGUAUCUGGGGCAAGAAGUUUAUGUGAACGUGGUUAAUCCAGAGAACAAGGAUAACACUGAGCUUCCUUUCCCUGAAAAUGGCAUCUUUUGUGGCUUACUCUCGUCUUUGCAGAAAGAUCAGUCUCAGAGGGUUAAAUAUUCUAGUGCGCCAUCUGCUGCUGGUGCAUUUAGAGAAGCGUUGAUUGCAGUUCUCUUAACUUUGAUUGGAACUUCCAUGGGGUAAACAAAUUGCAGCAGAUGUUGCAGCACACUUCACUUCUUUUUUUUUUUUUGGGAUAACGCAUCGGGUUUCCACGUGUUCUUUUGUCUUGGGGAAGUUGGGGCUGGAGGAUGUUGGCUUCACUUAUUCCACAAGAUAUGGAUCAUGGAAGGGAGGGUAUUCAUGUUGCUGGUUGGAGUAUGUACCAUUUGUAGCUGUUUGGUGUAUCAUUGCAUGUAAUAUGUAUCAUUUUGACUGUAAACAAUUUUGGGUCAUUGUUCUGAAACAGUUGCAUAAGAAGAGGUGAAGGAGGAGAUUUCAUGACUAUCUAGAAGUCCUGAUCGGAAUGGAAAAGCUUUGUUGUUAAUGAGUACAAA